Molecule: messenger RNA, 1047 nt
Organism: Mixia osmundae IAM 14324
Lineage: Eukaryota; Fungi; Basidiomycota; Mixiomycetes; Mixiales; Mixiaceae
Exons: 10
Coding region: 1-1047 (348 amino acids)
Source: RefSeq, a predicted model, not a curated record
AUGGGCGCAGGAGAGGCACAGAAAGACUUCAGCGCCGUCUGGGACGAAGUUGCUCUCAAGAAUCUGCGUUCAAUAUUAGUGGCGACCUUCGUUACAGCCACGUUGGCCGGGGUCAACUUACAGCAGCUUGUCACCUAUGUCUCCCGCUCACGGUACGACGCGCCUUGGCUCAAGCUCACAGUCGCUGUCGUUUCAACGCUUAGCUGGAUAGACACUUGCUUCACGUUAUAUACACUCGACUCUUGGGUCAUAGUCAACAAUGGCGAUUAUGCUACGCUCGAUCGCUUCGGCGUACCCUUUGCACUGCAUCCUGUGCUCGUUGGCGCCAUUGCGGCGGUCUGUCAAUGUUUCUACGCCUGGCGAAUUUACGUUCUUAGCAGGCGCUCACCAUACAGUCCCAUCCUGAUCAUCUUGCUCGCACUCGCGAGUCUCGGUUCGGGCGCAUCGACUUCACUCGCCUUGCUCGAAGCCCGUGCAUUCAGCAAGGAUCGUGCGACGCCGCUUGUCAAUGCGCUUACACUCUGGUUUCCUGCCGCUUGCGAUCUCGCCAUCUUUGUACAGCUCAUCUGGAUCUUGUCGGCCCUUGUUGCAGCUUCCGAGGGAACAGAUGUCACCUACAUAUUCGAAAAGCUCGUCCGAUUAGCCAUCGAGACGAACUUUCUGACGUUCUGCCUCGCCUUCGCGGCGGGCAUACUGUUCAUCAUCGGAAGCCCGCGCUACCUCUUUCUACCGUUGCCAUUCAUCAUUGGCCGCGUAUAUGAAGCGACGCUACUCUACUCUGUCAACUCACGCAUCGUCACGACUGCCGCAACCCCAGUAAGCCCUUGCGAUACUUCUUUGCCGAUCAUCACACCUGUCAGACCUGUACCGAGCACAGACUACAUACAGCUUGUCUCGCGCAUGAAGCGACAGGAAGAAAGACUUCGUGGUGCGCUGAAACGUGAAAGUGAGGAAUUUGUGGCGAAAUACAGGCGUUCGAGCAUGGCAAGUCGAGAGCCGGGCGCGGCAGCGCAAGCCACGUCGAGCGUAGCACUUGUACUUUCAUAG